GACCCGACCUUUGCGCCGGGGGGAGUGGCGCGAUCGGCCCCGGGGGAAAGGCCCUCCCGCAGAGUCCCGCCGCUUCAGUCUUCCGCGGGACCGCCGACGGCAUCACCACAGCGAGUUUGGACAAUGGGGUGCUGCAGCGCUAGGUGCGGGCUGAUCGCGGGGGCCGUCCUGGGGGCGCUGAUCGCCGUCCUGGGGGGGAUCCUGAUCCCCGUGGGAGACUCGAUCAUCCGGGAGAACGUCGUGAAGGAAGCCGUCAUCGAGAACGGGAGCACGGCCUACGAGAACUGGGUCUCGGCGGGGGCGCCCGUGUACCGGCAGUUCUGGCUCUUCGACGUGCAGAACCCCUCCGAGGUCGUGGAGCGCGGGGCCAAGCCCGUGGUGGCCCAGCGGGGACCGUACACGUACAGGACCCGCUACCUGCCCAAAGUGAACAUCACGGCCUUCGACAACGACACCAUCUCCUUCGUCCUCCCGGCCGGCGCCAUAUUCGAGCCGGCCCUGUCCGUCGGACCCGAGGAAGACACCAUCACCGCCCUCAACCUCGCAGUGGCCGGUGGCUAUUCCCUUUUUCCCAAAGACGUCCAUUUCUUCCUGAAUUUGGCCAUAAAGAAACACAACGCCUCGCUCUUUCAGAAAAAGACCGUGAAAGAGCUCAUGUGGGGUUACUUCGACCCCAUCUCGAACUCAACGGUCGGCUUGUUUUACCCGUACAACGGCACCUACGACGGGCCUUACAACGUGUUCACGGGGAAGGACGACAUCGGCAAAGUGGCUAUGAUUGACAGGUGGAGAGGAGAGAGGCAGCUUAACUUCUGGAAUGACACAUACUGUAACAUGAUUAAUGGUACAGACGCUUCCGCGUUCCCGCCGUUCCUCGACAAGAAGCCGCUGUACUUCUUCACCUCUGACAUCUGCAGGUCCGUGGCGGCCGACUUCCAGAGGAGCGUGGUCCUGAAGGGGAUCGAGCUCUACCGCUACACGCUGAGCCCGCGGACCCUGGCCUCCCCCGCGAUCAACCCAGACAACCACUGCUACUGCGGCGACCCCGAGGUGACCCGGAACUGCACCCUGGCCGGGGUCCUGGACAUCAGCUCCUGCACGGGCGGGAUGCCCGUCUACAUCUCCCUGGCCCACUUCCUGUACGGCAGCGAGUACCUGACUCAGGACGUGCUCGGUCUGAACCCCGUCGAAGAGGAGCACUUCACCUUCCUGGAUGUUGAACCCAUCACCGGGAUGACAAUGAGGUUUGCCAAGAGGCUUCAGGUCAACAUGAUGUACGGGCCCUCCAAGACAAUAGAUGUGCUGAAGCAGGUGAAGGACUACACCAUAUUCCCCCUGCUGUGGCUGAAUGAGACGGCGGCUCUGGACGACGCGACGGCCGACAUGUUCAAGGGGGCGCUGACGUCGCGCGUGGAGACGCUGGAGGCGGUGCAGGUGGCGCUGCUGUCGGUGGGGACCGUGGCGUUCGUCCUCUGCGCCGUGGCCGCCUGCGUGGUCCACAGGAAGAGCCGGAACAAGCUGGUGUGACCGAGGAAGACGCCGCCGCCGCCUCACCGCUAAGUCCCAGGGACG
Anguilla anguilla (European eel) is the source of this 1572-nucleotide messenger RNA. RefSeq names its product CD36 molecule (thrombospondin receptor) (gene cd36). The transcript is spliced from 12 exons. Gene Ontology annotation, molecular function: low-density lipoprotein particle receptor activity; scavenger receptor activity; low-density lipoprotein particle binding. Gene Ontology annotation, cellular component: cytoplasm; cell surface; caveola. The record is from RefSeq and is a predicted model, not a curated record. NCBI's taxonomy places the organism in Eukaryota, Metazoa, Chordata, Actinopteri, Anguilliformes, Anguillidae. Gene Ontology annotation, biological process: long-chain fatty acid import into cell; lipoprotein transport; lipid storage. The coding region runs from base 124 to 1527 and encodes 467 amino acids.